Molecule: messenger RNA, 909 nt
Organism: Peronospora matthiolae
Lineage: Eukaryota; Oomycota; Peronosporomycetes; Peronosporales; Peronosporaceae
Source: the annotation of a GenBank genome assembly
AUGGCGACACGAUCAUCACAGCCAGAGCAGUCCGGCAGUACCACGUAUGUGAACUCGUCGGCCUAUGGCUUCUGCGUCUUUCCCGCCGAGCAAUUGCCAUUGAUCAAGUUGCACCUCUUGCAAGUUGCAGCGCGUUUUGGGCUGGAUCAGCUUCGAGGAACGAUUUUGUUAUCGACGGAGGGGGUGAACAUUCGACUAUCAGGGACGUUGGCUGCGAUCACUGCCAUGAAAAGUGCCAUCUCCGGUCUUGCUUCGGAGAUCCGCGGACUUGAGUUCAAGGACUCGUACUCCAAUCGUCUCACGAUGCUCAGGAUGUUGGUCAAGAUCAAGAAAGAGGUCAUUUCUAUGGGGAGGCCUGAAGUCAAUCCUGCAAUGGACGGACUGGCAGCUCACGUAUCACCGGAAGAGUUUAAAAAGUGGAUGGAUGAUGGCAAAGACAUGCUCAUUUUAGACACGAGGAACGACUACGAGGUUCGCUUAGGCACGUUUGAGAACGCUGUGGAUCUUGACCUCAAAUCCUUUCGUGCCUUCCUUACCGAAGCACGGACUCAACUACAGCAAGUGCCCAAGGAGAAGCCAAUUGUCAUGUUUUGCACGGGUGGCGUGCGAUGUGAAAAGGCAUCGUAUGCAUUGCUGAACGACGGGCACAAGGAAGUCUAUCAGCUGGACGGCGGUAUCUUGAAGUACUUUGAGAAGGUCGGCGAUGCUCAUUACAAGGGCGACUGCUUUAUUUUCGACGACCGCGUGGCGCUGAAACCAGAUCUCACCGAGGCCACGAUCGUCUGCUGCUUUGUCUGCCGGAGUCCACUCACGGAAGAGGAACAAAACUCCCCGGACUACGUGGUCAAUAAGCACUGUCCGUAUUGCAGCAAAGCAGGCAAAGCGGACGUUCAGAGCUCAGCCAAGUAG